This is a messenger RNA of Biomphalaria glabrata, 5791 nucleotides long. RefSeq lists its product as uncharacterized. NCBI's taxonomy places the organism in Eukaryota, Metazoa, Mollusca, Gastropoda, Planorbidae. The transcript has 5 exons. Gene Ontology annotation, biological process: sensory perception of taste. Bases 791 to 2002 code for a protein of 403 amino acids. The record is from RefSeq and is a predicted model, not a curated record. Gene Ontology annotation, cellular component: dendrite; membrane; axon.
UGUUCGUCAAAGUCAUUAUCAAAUGAUCCAACAAACACACUCACAGAGUCCUCGGUGUUUGUCUACAUUGUAUUGUCUCGUCUCAGUCGAUGUGUUUGUCUUGAUUUCAGAAGUUCACUUAGUUAUUAAUUGUAACAUUUUGAUUGUAUCUAGAGUUACUCAUAGAAACUCAUAACAUUUGUAUUUCUUCCUAUUUUGGUUUCUUCUUUUGCUGUUCCAAAAUAAAUAACAAAGACUAAUGUUGAUGUCAACAAAUAUGAACGAAUUUCAAGUGCCGCUAUUGAAUUUUUGUGUGUAUUUGUAUGUUCGUUAACAAGGAAUUUGUGUCUAGUUACACAUAAAAACACGAAAACUGCUUGAUUAAUCGCAUGUGAAUAAAUAUGUUCAAAUUUCAUGGACUAUACAGAAAAAAAAAAGAAAUAAUAAUAUUAAAAUGUUGGCUUUUGUAAUUGUUGAAUAAUUAUGACCUCAUCGUUACACAGUAGAGAUGGCUUGGUCAACAGUGUUCUCUGCCCUGAUGUUGGCUCGUCCGAUCAAUACAAAAUAGAAUGGUUCCACUAGUGUACACAAUGUUUCCAAUUUAGUUUCAAAUGUUGAGCUAUGUAACGUAUGUGUCUGCCUUAGCUUGUAUUGAAUUACCCGUGUGUACAACUUCCAAGUUCAGUUUCUAUGCUACUCAGUUCAGUUUGUUCCAAUUAAAACUACUCUCACAGUUACUAAAUUUGUAAAAACUGAAUCUUUUUAGUUUUUGUUUUGUAAUUUUGACUUAAAGUUUUUCACACAGCCCACAAUGACAAAUUCUUCUGUUGACGUUUGGCAAGUUUUUAAUUAUCCGUUGAAAGUUUUAGCAAUAGCUGGAUGUUCCAUGCCGUCAAAAGCAAAAGACUCGGCGACUCUCGUUCGACAGCAAAGGCUUUAUAAAAUCUACCAGUUGUUCGUUUGUAUGUUGCAUUCCUUGAGUUGCGCGAGAUGUUUCACGUUUAUAGCCUCCCCACCGUCCGACUCUGAUAGUUCUACGUCGUUUUUUGUCCAGCUCUACCUCAUUCUGUUCUACAGUUCACUGGUAUAUGCCAGCGAGUCAAUAGUUUGCAGAUUUUACCUUCAAGAUGUCAUGGACUCUCUGCAGAAAUACCAGAAUGAAUUUGGCUUCUGUAUAUCUCUGGCCAACGUCAAGAGAAAUGUGGAGAUGGCUGUUGUCUACGGUAACGUGACUGUCUUUCUAUCCUCUCUCUUUCUGAACGGUGCUGCGUUAUUCUGGCUGAGUCACCAAAAGGAGUUUUAUUGCUACCCAUUGCAGUAUCAGGGUGACAUUCAAUCCACCGUCUGGGGUCUCUUUGUCAACUUCACGUGUUUCUUUAUAUGUAUCCCGGUCAGCGGCUUUUUUAUUUUGUACUCAUCUCUUGUGGAACUGGUAAUAGCAGAGUUUGGAGGUGUGUCUCAAGACAUGUCGAGACUAUUAUCUGCGCACGACCAGGACGAAGUGUUUGACACAGAGUUCCCUAAGUGCAGAUCCAGACACUUGUAUUUGUGCCAACUAGUUUGCAAGAUAAGUAAACAGCUGAGGCUCCAUUUCCUUUUCUCCACUCUCUCAGGUCUGGUCCUGAUAUUUUUUGUUAUUUAUUCUCUGGCCAGCGGUCAAAUGUCCGGCGUUCAGGUAGUGGUGGAGUCAUCGUACGUCAUCUGGCAGACUUUAGUUUUUGUGUGGACCAGUAUUCGUUGGGGAGCGCUGCCGUCAGCAGCUAGCUCUAUAAGCAGAAAUAUUGGUGCUAUAGCAUGGUCAAGUCAAUCAAAGCUCAGGUUACAAAAGAUACAGCUUAUGAUUGUUCAACUUACUAAUGAGAAAAUUGGCAUAGAUAUCUUUGGAUUGAUCACUAUCGAUACGUCACUACUUCUGAUGAUUCUCGGGACAGUCGUGACCUACGGUGUUGUAGUUGUACAGUUUCAACUUGACAAAGAAUCUUCUGGUCAAAUCUCAGAAAACAAUACUGACGUCAUUCGUUAAAAAGACUUGUGAAAACACGCUUUGACCCUGGCCAAUAUUCUGGAAUCUCCUCUAAGGUUCAAAGGUGUCAAAGAGUUCAACAGAGAGCGGAGUACUUGACAAAAGAUGUCCUCGUUCUCUUUUGUUUUUUUCAGGUUUCAAACUAGUUCGACUAACUUCCUUGUUAUUAUUGAUAGAGAAGAAGUUAUUUUCAAUUAAGACAUUUUACAAGACAGAAGUAAGAUUACUGCGGGUUUUGGAAUUUACCUUUAACUUUACCGUUGGGGCACCAAGCAAGAUUUGUCGACCGUCUUUCUCCAUUCCUCCCUGUCUUUUGCCUUGUUUAAAACCUCAAUCAAUGGUAGGCCCGUCCAUUCUUUUAUGUUGUCCUUCCAUCGCUUUCUCUGUCUACCUCUUCUUUUUCCUGGUACUGUUCCCUGAAGGAAGGUCUUUGCGAGCCAUAUGGGUCUUGUAAUAUGGCCAUAUAUUUUAAGCUUGCGUUUCUUUACAAUAGUUAGCAGGUCAUCAUGGCGUCCGGUCGCUGCAGUAACCCUUUCUCUAAUCUCUUGGUUUGUGAUGCGGUCUUUGAAAGUGAUGCCUAGGAUCCUUCUGUAGCAUCUCAAUUUCAUUGCUAGGAUCCUCCUCUCUAGCUCUGCAGUCAGCGUCCAAGACUCGCAAGCAUAUAAAAAUGUGGCCAUGACCAGGGAGCGCAUCAGUCUGAUUUUGAUUUUGUUUAGGGUUAUCAAACACCAUCAAGUAACUAGAAAGGCACAAAGUACAGGGUCUUUCGUUCGAAUUUGUUAAUUAACAAUUUACUAAACCAAAUCUAUUUUAUAAAUGCUUUCAGUGGCAAAGUAAGUUGAGCUUCCAUGAUUGAGGAUCUAGUUAGAAUUUUUAUUAAUUGCUUUUUAAAAUAAAUGACGGAAACCUCCCAGAUGAUAUUCCUAAAUCAAAAUAAUUGAUGAGAUGUCAAUAUUGGAGAGUUUUUUUUUUAAAUAAUGUUUAUCUAUAAGUUGUUAAACUUAAGACUAGUCCCUGCUGAACGGGCGGCACUACCUCAAAUACUUAUCUAUCGUCUGAUGCCAGACAGGUUUGUCUGACAUAGUGCCUAAUAUAUGUAAUUUAUCAUCUAUCGCCAUAGGUCUGACGAUACCUAUUAUUAUCUAUGAUAUACAAAAUGUCCCCAUAUUGUGCCUAAAAUGGUUUACCUAUCAUUUUAUGUCUGACAAUGGCUAAAAUGUCUAAACUAGCAUCUAAUGUUGGAUUUUAUAGCUUGGGUUUUGUUCAGCCAAUCACCUGAUGCGUGACGACACGCCAGACAUAAAUUAACAUUACAACCUGUUAGGCACACACUUGACGUUGCUCCUUGUCUGAUAUUAAAACUUUUCUUGAGCCUAAUGUCCUUCUUGACUAUCAUCCACCAUUGUUGAACUAAAGCUCAAAGACUUUUCAUUGAAUGUAUUGAGAGACUCCGAAAGCUAUGUUGAAAAACUCAAGUUUGUGUUUCAAGCCACUGGUGCACUCAUCAAGUGAUCAUCUAGCGUCACUUCUUUACGGGGUUCUAAAAAAACCUAGCUCAGGUGUCUCUCAUAUAGUACAGAAAUACAGUUGUGAACCAUUAGGGAUUUAGUGGAACUCUAUUUUUUAAACGUUUUUAAACAGUUCAUUAAAAUUAUUCUAAUUUCUAACUUAUAUCGUCCAAGCUUGAGCCUAUGUAAUAUAGGGCAGUACAUUUAACAUGAAGACGAUGUUUUAGUGCCAUGGAGCAAAGAGUACAAAUUAUUUGAUUUUUUUUUUUGUCAAUAAAUCUUGAGGGUGGCAUGUAAUUUAUUAUUUUAUAACUAAUAUUUCUAUAAGUUAAGUUAAACAUGAUAAAGAUGUUACAUAUUUUAAUGAUUGAACUUUCUUUUGUUAUAUAUACGAAUAACAUUUUUACACUAUCUUAAAAUAAUAAUAAUUUGUAAGCUAUUACAUAAAAUGUUUAAUAACAUGCUGAGAAAACACUUAGUAAUAAAAUAUGAUUUUUAUGAAGUUGUAAAAUACUAUUAAGCUUUGGGUAAUUCACUUUUAGCUGAUUAUAAAAUUGUAUCAUUAUUUAAUUUAAAUGUGAAUACAUUCCCACAAGUCCGUUGUUUUGUAUGUCGUAAAGUUAGUUGGCCACAUCACAAUUUCCCUGCUCUUUAGAUGGUCGGAGACCUAACACGAGUGUCACUUCAGUGUGAAGUGAGCUACUUGCCAGGUACUCAAUGAGAAUUCACAGUCCCCAAGCAAGUGGAGAGCUCAGUAUGGACUCAGAAUUUUCUAGAAAAUGACUCAGCAAGUGGCCAAACAGCGAGUCACACAGCGUCUCACACACAUCUUGAUGAGGACCUUAUAGCCUUGUAACGAUUUGUUCUUACCACUGUGUCCUAGAUAACACAGUUUGAGAAACAAGCUUGAGUUGGAUUUUUUAAAAAAUGUUGGAACCAGGGAAUGUAAUUUUUCAUUAGUCAACAAUGAUUCUGCACUUUAGCGUGGAAAACAAUGUUGUGGUGACUUUCCUUAAGUGUCGUCCUACUCAUGAACACUAUUAUUACUGCCAAGGAUUUAUUUCAGCGGAGAGGCGUGGGUAGGAAGCUAUUCUCCCCUAGUCCUGUCUGAUGGUCUCUCAGUGGCAUCGGCCAUUACUGUGAAUUCAGUCAUGCCAAAUUACGGGGUUUCAGUCCUUUGGCCCUUUACCAGUUAACUCAUUCUGAGAAAAACGAGUUCUGACACCCCUGGGAAUUUCUUUUUGUUCUUGUUAUGUGACCGCCAGCACCUUGGGAGAAAAACCAAAGUGGUAUGACAGCCCACUUAGUGGAAACAAUUUGGUUGCGUUUUUGUUAGGAUUAGUUACAGCAGUUUUGUUUAAUUCCCUCCCCGAGAAUAGGAAUACCGUUGCAUUGAAUACUUUGGUCCACUAGGCUCACGGAGUAAUCCAUCCCAAUGUUUGCAGUUGCAACUAGACUAUAAAGAUCAUAAGCUUUUAUUGAAUGAAAAUAAACAACAUUGAAAGGUAAAAUAAAAACACAUGAAUGCUGACUUCGAUGCAAAAAAAACAACAACACAUAAAUACAAUGAACAAAUAAAUGUAGGGUUAUAAAGAAAUAAAAAAAACAAGUCCAAAUGUUUUCAAGAAAAACAAAACUGUUCUCAAAAUGAGAUUACAUUUUCAUUGGUGAAAAAAACAAUAACAUAAAAUAAGUUGUAUGAUUUUCUUUAUAUUUUUGUUAUUUGUUAACAUUAUCAUUUAUGAUAAGUUUCAUGUUUACAUGUGAGACAUUUCAUGUGCACAGCUUAACGAUUUUCAAUCCACACGUUAGUGAAAAAAAAUCAACAUUGGCCCUUUUUUUUUCCCCUCUCUCUUCAAACAUACCACCCAUGAACCACUUCAUUCUGAUUGGGCAAUAGCAAUGGAAAAUAAAAAAAAUCUGAUUUGCGAUUGCUCAGUGAUUCUCAAACUAAUGCUAGUCAUUAUUUUUUAAAAUAAUUUUUCCAAGUCAUAUAAGUGUUUAUUAUUUAAGGAGAGAUAUUUAUUGGUCAAUACCCUCCAAUCGUUAUUAUUAACUUAAUGGCCACCGUGCAUGUAUUCAAGAGCCAAAUAUCUUAUCUCAUCAUAACAAUUGUAAAAGUUACUCAGAAAAAAAAAUACUUUCAUUACCUCGCAAGUAUAUUAACAUUUUAAUCCAUCCGUAAAUGAUAAUUUUAGAAAAUUAAGAAACUCAUGGGAUCUCACGGCUGAUACAGAUAAUCCAACCCAUGCUUCAAUGGCACUAAAAUGAAUUUAUUCUA